AUGAAGGUCCCUUUCCCUGUCAUCAUCACAAGUGGUCUGUCUCUGGUGCUGAGCCGUGGGGGGCCAGGCCCAGGGAGGGGUGGGAGUAAAGGGGGCUGCCGCAGCUGUUGGGCCAUAAAUCAGGCUGACCCCUUGGCUCAGGGCAGGAUGCCUGCAACUUUGGCUUCUGUACCACCAGGUCUGAGCAGAAGUGACAACUACACGGAUCUGCUAGCGCCUGGAAUCCCCUCCUUGACCAAGGCCUGGGGACUAUGGGCCCUCUUAGGGGCUGUGACGCUGUUGCUUCUCAUCUCACUGGCUGUGCACUUAUUCCAAUGGACUAGUGGCUGGAGCAGGAACCAUCCGGGACAGGGACGGCCUGGAGAGUCUGCGGAAGAGGUCCCUCUGUACGGGAACCUGCAUUAUCUACAGACAGGACGACUGUCUCAAGAACCGGGGCCAGACCAACAGAAUCCAACACCUGGAGGCCCUGCCAGGGCUGCAGAGGAGGUGAUGCGCUAUACCAGGCUGCAGCUGCGGCCUCCUCAGGGCCGGAUCCCCAGCCCUGGAAGCCCCAUCAAGUACUCGGAGGUGGUGCUGGACCCUGAGCCAAAGCCCCAGGCCUCGAGCCCCGAGCCGGAGCUCUACGCCUCAGUGUGUGCCCAGACCCGCAGAGCCCGGGCUUCCUUUCCAGACCAGGCCUACGCCAACAGCCAGCCUGCACCCAGCUGAGACAGAGGGCCUGGCACAGUGGGGCAUACAACUCCCCCGCCUCCUCUGUUGCCAGGGUUACUGCUACCCUGUCUGGGGCAUGACUGUUUCCCAACCACCCCCUAAAGACAGGCAGCCAUUGCUCAGUCACAGGAGUUAUGCUCCCCGAACUUCCAAUCUGAGCUGUGAGAGAGACAUCUCAGAGGAAUGGCAGGCCCCCCGUUUCUUGAGGGUGGAGGAAGCAAAGGCAGUGGCCCCCUCUCCACCGUUUUUUUCCCUCUAUCUAUUCCUCUCAACCCCCAAACUCCCAGGUCCUCACUCCUUCCGGAGCUUAACCCGAUCCUCCCCACUCUGGCUGCCUCUUAGUCUACCCCUGACACCACAGUGUCUCCUCAGACACAAGAAGUGGGGGUGGGGGGGUAAGAGUCUGAGAGGACACAGAUGGGCAUCCUCCUCAGGAGCCCACAAGCUGGAGGGGUCCUGGAGCUCAGUGACCUGAG
This is a messenger RNA of Lagenorhynchus albirostris (white-beaked dolphin), 1190 nucleotides long. It is a transcript of the gene SIT1, whose product is annotated as signaling threshold regulating transmembrane adaptor 1. Lineage: Eukaryota; Metazoa; Chordata; Mammalia; Artiodactyla; Delphinidae. The record is from RefSeq and is a predicted model, not a curated record. Gene Ontology annotation, cellular component: plasma membrane. Gene Ontology annotation, molecular function: kinase binding. Gene Ontology annotation, biological process: regulation of T cell activation; T cell homeostasis; signal transduction.